Vigna radiata var. radiata (mung bean) is the source of this 726-nucleotide messenger RNA. The record is from the annotation of a RefSeq genome assembly. Lineage: Eukaryota; Viridiplantae; Streptophyta; Magnoliopsida; Fabales; Fabaceae.
AUGGAUAUGAAGAUAGGUGACUUGUAUUUCUCAUUCACAAAUCCCUCAUUGUUUAUGCUGCUCACUCUCAGUUUGGUCUUACUGCUGUUUCAUUUUGUUACUAAAAAUGGAGGAGGAAAGUCAGUACCCAAUGCUUGGCAAUCCUUGGUAGAGCUUAUUUAUGAUUUCGUGCCGAACCUGGUAAACGAACAAAUAGCCGGAAAUGUGAAACAAAAGUUUUUCCCUUGCAUCUUGGUCACUUUUACUUUUUCGUUAUUUUGUAAUCCCCAGGGUAUGAUACCUUAUAGCUUCACAGUUACAAGUCAUUUUCUCAUUACUUUGGGUCUCUCAUUUUCUAUUUUUAUUGGCAUUACUAUAGUGGGAUUUCAAAGAAAUGGGCUUCAUUUUUUAAGCUUCUCAUUACCCGCAGGGGUCCCACUGCCGUUAGCACCUUUUUUAGUACUCCUUGAGCUAAUCCCUCAUUGUUUUCGCGCAUUAAGCUCAGGAAUACGUUUAUUUGCUAAUAUGAUGGCCGGUCAUAGUUCAGUAAAGAUUUUAAGUGGGUCCGCUUGGACUAUGCUAUGUAUGAAUGAUCUUUUCUAUUUCAUAGGAGAUCUUGGUCCUUUAUUUAUAGUUCUUGCAUUAACCGGUCCGGAAUUAGGUGUAGCUAUAUCACAAGCUCAUGUUUCUACGAUCUCAAUCUGUAUUUACUUGAAUGAUGCUACAAAUCUCCAUCAAACUGGAUAG